Penaeus vannamei (Pacific white shrimp) is the source of this 1034-nucleotide messenger RNA. The record is from RefSeq and is a predicted model, not a curated record. Lineage: Eukaryota; Metazoa; Arthropoda; Malacostraca; Decapoda; Penaeidae.
UCUCCCUCCUCCUCUCCCGCUUCGAAGGCCUCACCAUGAAGUCCCUCAUUCUCUGCGCAAUCCUUGGCGUCGUUGUGGCCGACAGCCGCAACGGAUUCAACGGAAAUGGUAACGGUUACGGAGCACCUCCGCCUCCCAGCAACGGGUAUGGGGCACCCACCAACGGAUUCAACGGAAACGGUAACGGAAAUGGUAAUGGUAACGGGUAUUCAGCACCCACCAACGGAUUCAACGGAAACGGAAACGGCUUCGGAGCCCCUGCCCCUCGCAACGGCUAUGCGCCACCAAGCAACACCUAUGGCACGCCCAACGGCGCCUACGGAGUAGACCCUGAGAUCGCCGCUUUGGCCGAGAACAUUCCAGGGGGCGGCGUCCCCGGCGAGGACUACCCCAUCUUGGCUUCCGUGCCCGACACCGGAUUCUCCUGCGAUGCCCAGGCGGUGCAAGGUUAUUACGCCGACACUGCAGCUGAAGCCGGCUGCCAGGUGUUCCAUAUCUGCCAGGACCGCGCCCUCAGGCGCCAACAGGACUCCUUCCUGUGCCCCAACGGUACCAUCUUCAACCAGCAGUACCUGGUAUGUGACUGGUGGUUCAACGUGGACUGUUCUCAAGCUGAGAGCUUCUACUCCGUCAACGAGCUCAUCGGAGUCGUUCCCGACGCCGGAUACGCCUAUGGACCCGCCACCAACGGUAACGGUAACGGUUAUGGCUCCAACGGCAACGGAAGGAAUGGAAACGGUAGGAACGGAAGCAAUGGAUACGGUUCCAACGGAAACGGAAAGAACGGAAACGGAGGCAGCAACGGCAACGGAUACGGUGCCCCAGCUGCCCCUUCCAACUCCUAUGGAGCGCCUUUCUAAGAUGAUUUUGAAGGAUCUCAUAUCAGAAUAAAUAUCUAUAUAUUUUCAUAGACAUGCUCACUCUAACGUUACAGAAAUUCCCUCUCGACUUUCUAUCUGUAUUCUUGAUAUAUAUGCUUUUUCUUACAUAAUCAGUUUGUAUAUAUCUAUUUUUUGAAUAAAAUGAAGAUUAGC